Messenger RNA from Penicillium subrubescens, 566 nucleotides. RefSeq lists its product as uncharacterized. The record is from RefSeq and is a predicted model, not a curated record. NCBI's taxonomy places the organism in Eukaryota, Fungi, Ascomycota, Eurotiomycetes, Eurotiales, Aspergillaceae. The coding region runs from base 1 to 255 and encodes 84 amino acids. The transcript has 2 exons.
AUGAUGCUCGCCAAAAUAGCAGACUCUGCUCUCCUCCUUUCCUUCCUCCCGGUAACCGCUCAACAAGGCUGUGGAAUGUAUGCUCAUCAAUCAGUCCACCGCAGCGCCUAUCACUCUGCUCUGUCCAACCACGAGUACAAUGUGGAACUUCUGAACGAGGAUAUUGCCCAAGCUGCCAUGGAUGUAGCCCAAGCUGGACAGGAUAUUGCCAACGUCCUGGAUAAACUUGCCGAGCAUCAAGAAGGUGCGUGGUAGUUACAGUUCGUAACCUUUUGGGGUCGACACCAACUGACUCUGCAUGAACAGCGCCCAGCGAAUGUUCUUUCACUCCGAUUGAUUUGCUGCUUACAGCAAUUGGAGUGGGUGGGGCAAUCGGCAUUCUGCUUAGCUUGGGGGUGGUCUUCAUUGGCAUUAUCUAUAACUGAUGGAAUGAGGAGCAGGAAGGUCAAAGUCCUCAUGAAGAGUAGGGAAGUGCUCCAGUUGUAUAUUCUUAGACCUUUGAACACAGUUCCUUGUCAAAUAGAGAGUAUGCAUGUUAGCCGAAUAUCAUAGCAAACAGAUUCCAC